Messenger RNA from Eurypyga helias (sunbittern), 479 nucleotides. RefSeq names its product GPN-loop GTPase 1 (gene GPN1). Lineage: Eukaryota; Metazoa; Chordata; Aves; Eurypygiformes; Eurypygidae. The record is from RefSeq and is a predicted model, not a curated record. The annotation marks the transcript as partial. The transcript has 6 exons. Gene Ontology annotation, molecular function: GTPase activity.
CGUCUAGAUACGGGCUGGGCCCCAACGGUGGAAUAGUGACCUCCCUCAACCUCUUUGCCACGAGGUUUGAUCAGGUGAUGAAGUUCAUUGAGAAACGACAAAACACGUCCAAGUAUGUGAUCAUCGACACGCCGGGGCAGAUCGAGGUGUUCACCUGGUCGGCGUCAGGAACAAUCAUAACCGAGGCCUUGGCUUCCUCCUUCCCUUCGGUGGUUGUUUAUGUGAUGGACACCUCCCGCAGCACUAACCCCGUCACCUUCAUGUCCAACAUGCUCUACGCCUGCAGCAUCCUGUACAAGACAAAGCUGCCCUUCAUCGUCGUCAUGAACAAGACGGACAUCAUCGACCACAGCUUCGCAGUAGAGUGGAUGCAGGACUUCGAGGCUUUCCAGGACGCCUUAAAUCAAGAGACAUCCUACGUCAGUAACCUGACUCGCUCCAUGAGUUUAGUGCUGGAUGAGUUUUACAGUUCCCUCAAG